Messenger RNA from Psylliodes chrysocephalus, 1531 nucleotides. NCBI's taxonomy places the organism in Eukaryota, Metazoa, Arthropoda, Insecta, Coleoptera, Chrysomelidae. The record is from the annotation of a GenBank genome assembly.
UAAGCUGUGAUAGAGGUUUCUACUCCAUGAUAUCCAAUUUUCAAAAUGUUGUUUAUUUGUCACUAACUGUUAAAAUUUGACAUUAGUCAAAUUACGCAAUUUUUUUAACAAAAAAUCCAAUUGAAAAUGUUCGCUUCAGCCGGUUUGGUAUUGAAACUCCACAACGUGACCGACAACCAAUUAGAACCGAUAUCGGUCUACAAACCGAAAAAAAUUCCCGGGUCUCCCAGAAUCACGCAACUAUCAUGGUGCCACGACAACAGCUAUAUAGGAAUUUUACCGGAAGAAUCGUUCCCGCAAAUCAUAUCCUCCAAGGAUCGAGCCAAUUUGAAUUUGAUACAUACGAUACAAGUUUUGAAGAAAGUAACCGCUAUACAGUUUAAACAGCACACCAAAAGAAGCAUGGCUUUGGGUAACGCGGAAGGUGAGGUGAUUUUGUACGAUACGAAGAAUAGAAACAUAUUAAGACGAGUGUGUAACUUAAAUUGCCCGAUUAGAGCCAUGGAAUUCAAUGAUAGAGAUGAACAGUUAGCUGUAGCUACAGACAAAUCAAUAAACAUAUUCGCCGAUUCAGAUGCUGUAAAUAAUUUUACGAAAGAAGAUUGCUAUACGGAAAAUUGCACCGUUCUAAAAUACCACCCAGUAAUCCCUAACGUUCUAGCCGUAGGUUACGAAAAUGGAUGCGUGGUCAUCAGAGAUACCGAAAAAAGUGAAGUUAUCGCAAGUUUCCAAAAGCAUUGCGCUCCGAUAACCGGCAUUAACUAUUCCAACCGACAAAAAGCUAUUAUUACAACAGGAAUUGAUAAAAAAGUAUGCGUAUACGAUUACACCAGUUCCGAAUGUUUGUUCAGAAUGAACAUGCAUCAAGCUGUCACUUGUUGUGACGUCAGUACGAAUGACGUAUACAUUGCUGUCGGUUUGGAGGAUGGAUCCGUUUCCGUUUGCGAUAUCAGAGAUCCAUUAAAGCCGAUGAUUACGUCGAAUACGCACAACAGCCCCGUCAGUGCCAUUUCUUUCGAAAAGGGACCAGUUUUUGCAGGUACUCCAAGGGAAAAAAUAUCAGGAACUACUUUAAAUCAAAGCGAAGCUGGCGAUUAUCGUUUAGAAUACGAAAAUGACGGUAUUGACGAGAAAUUCAAACAAGAUAUCGUCAAAAUGAUGAAAAACCACAUGACGUAUCUCGAAGUUCAACUAAACGAACAUUGUAAUAAAUUCCAGAAUUUUAUUAUGAACGAAUUCGACUCGAUUCACAACGCUAUGAGUAGAUGGGACGUUUUCAAUGUUGGUGAUAGUUCGGAAGUUGCUCAAGCCUUGGGAAACGCUGCUACGAAUAGUAUACAUAGUACUACGAUUAGAAAAUCACAUUGUAAUAAUUAUUAGUAACAAGAAUAAAACAAAAACAAAUUUUUUUUUUAUUAUUAAAAAAAUCGCAGUUUAUAUACUUUUUAGAACAUCUGACAACAUAGCACACGCUCAACACGGUUUUCUUGAUUUAUAAUAAAUAUAAUAAUUCAUUCGUAGUCAUUCAGUG